Salvia hispanica is the source of this 598-nucleotide messenger RNA. Its product is annotated as protein TIFY 5A. The record is from RefSeq and is a predicted model, not a curated record. Gene Ontology annotation, cellular component: nucleus. NCBI's taxonomy places the organism in Eukaryota, Viridiplantae, Streptophyta, Magnoliopsida, Lamiales, Lamiaceae. Gene Ontology annotation, biological process: regulation of defense response; response to wounding; regulation of jasmonic acid mediated signaling pathway.
UGUCUCACUCAUAUUCCUAUUUAUAAGAAUCCCAUCCACCGCUCAUCUUCUCCUUCAAACUCAUUCUCCUUCUCCUUCUCAUUAGAUUCAUCUCUUGAUCAUGAAGCGCAACUGCAAUUUGGAGCUUCGCCUCGUCACGCCUUCCAUGUUGGAUUUGAACGACGAGAGUUCGAACAAAAAGCAGCAGCUGUCAAUUUUCUACAAUGGGAAAAUGGCUUGUUGUGAUGCAACGGAGCUUCAGGUGAGAGCGAUUAUAUCGCUGGCGAGCCGGGAAGCGGAGGAGAAAUCGAGCAAGAAUUUGGCGGCGAUGAAUUCGCCGGUGUAUAGUGCGGCGACCGGGCUGUCGAUGAAGAGGUCGCUGAAGAGAUUUCUGGAGAAGAGAAAGAGUAGGGCUCAAACGAUAUCGCCAUACUCGAUUGCCAGACAAUAGAGGUUUUAGUUGGUUGAUUAAUGAUUUGAGUGUUAAUUAGAUUAUGAGUUGGUUUAUUAUUAUUAGAUGCAUAUUAAGGGACUUAAUGUUGUAUUGGGUUUGAGAUGUUUAGCAAUGUUUGAUGAAACAUGUGGAGUACAAUUAAUUAAUGCAAAUUAGUUUAAAAUA